Messenger RNA from Closterium sp. Naga37s-1, 3120 nucleotides. The record is from the annotation of a GenBank genome assembly. NCBI's taxonomy places the organism in Eukaryota, Viridiplantae, Streptophyta, Zygnematophyceae, Desmidiales, Closteriaceae.
AUGCAGGGGGGUGGAUCGCUGGGGCGAGUGGCACAGGGGGGUGGAUCGCUGGGGCGAGUGGCACAGGGGGGUGGAUCGCUGGGGCGAGUGGCACAGGGGGGUGGAUCGCCGGGUGGCCCUCUGGUGGGUGUGGCAGCGCGGGCGAGCGGAGGGCGUGACGUGUACGUGGUGUGCGAGGGGGGGCGAGCGUGGGACGUGCAAGCCGCGGGGAGGCUGGAGGGAGGUGGGGGGGUGGCAGGCGGUGUGAAGAGCGGUGGCAUGGGCGCGGGAGGCGCGGCGGGUGUGGGGAUCGGUGGGAUGGGUGCGGGAGGCGAGUGGGAGCUGCUGCAGCAGCUGCUGCGGGGGUCGUCUCUGGUGAGCGAGGGUGAUGCUUCUGCUGCUGCUGCUCCUGCUGCUCCUCCUGCUGCUGCUGCUGCUGCUGCUGCUGGUGGCGCGGGUUCAGGAGGGGCGCUUCAAGCGCAAGCCAUGGGGCUGACACAGCAUACCAACCAGCACGCUGCUGCUGCUGUUGCCGCUUCGCGUUCUGCUUCUGCUGGUGGUGUUUUCGCUGCCAGCACGAGUGUGGCUCUGGAAGCGCCUGCGCGGUCCUCGUCCGGUCAGGGCGGAGGGGACUUGGGGAAAGGGGUGGCGGAGGGAGUUGUGCCGGGGGCAGGUGUGGCAGGGGGAGGUGUAUCUGGGAUAGGUGUGUCCCACUCCCCGCCCACCUCCAGCUCUCACCCCUCUAUCCCAGCCCGAAACCCGCCUGGAUGCAACCUGCUGCCUGCUGUCAGCAGCACCCCCACAGCCUGCUCGCCCCCAGCCAACCCGCUCCCACCCACUCCCACCACCGCCACGACCCACCAUGGCACCUUCCAUGAGCCCGCAAGACCUGCAUGCAAGAGCCAAGCCUCGCCCAGAACGCGCGCUGGCCCUGCUGCAUCUUCUAGGAGCCUCCCCGCAUCGGCAUCUGCGCCUGCAGGGGGGUCUAGGAGCAGCAGGGCGCGGAGGGCCCCCCCGUCCGCGCUGGCGUCUCGCCUGGCGGCCGUUCUGAACGACAUUCAGUCCAAGCCCGCCCCGCCCGCCCCACCCUUUGCCUCCGCCUCUGCCUCCCGCUUGUCCCCUCCCGCUGCCUCCGCCUGCCUCUCUCCAUCCGCCUACGCCUCUGCCCCUCCCUCGGACUUCGUGUUUGCCUCUGCCACCGCCUUCCCCUCCCUCGCUUCCUCUGACGCGUCUGGCGCUCGCGGCACGGAGGAGGAGCAGGCAGCGGCACAGAGGGGGGCUGCGGCGGGUGCGGCAGCAGGCAGAGAAGUGGUGCUGGUGGGGGGAAGGGUCAGGGGCAUGGACUCGUUUGACUUUUCCACGGCUUCUGCGGUGACUGGUGGUGCUGGAAGCGGGGGUGCUGCUGUGUUUGGCAGCGGUGGUGGUGGUGGGGGCGGGGGUGGGAGCAGCUUCACUGUUGCCCAGGAUGUGCUGCAGGCAAUGGGAGCGAAACCGUUGCUGCCAGGUGGCGCGACCAGAUUCGACGACCUUCAGUCCUUGCAGCCCCCGGGGUCUCGCCGCCGAACCUCCGGCCUCUACGGGGUCGGCCCGGUCUCUCUUGAUAACAGAGAUGCUCUUUCUCUUAACGAGUGUGGCUAUAGCGGGUCUGGCUCUCGGGUCCCCUGGGGAGCGUGGGAAGGAGGAGCAAGUGGUAUGUCAGAUCAGCUUAUAAAGGGGAUGGGGGAGAGCGCAGCAAGAGGAGGCACGGCUGCAGUGGCAGCACUGUCAGCAGCCUGGUGGGAGGCUCGGGGGCAGGUCGGAGCCUUGGAAUUCCCCAGGCCUACCGCCGGACCUGUAUCCGCUGAAAUCACCGGCCCGGAUGUUUCCGGGAAGUUUCGGUCGGUGGAGAAAUUUGCGCGGGCACAGAUGGUGGCGAUGGCAGAGGCGGCAGAGGUGGGGGACACCGGGCGGUUUCAUUCGGCGUUUGUGCAGCUGAAGCCGCUGGGGAAGGUGCGGGGAAACGCGGUGGAGCGGUUGACUCACUACGUGGUGGAAGGGUUGAUGAGGCGCAUGGCUGGGACGGGGUUUCAACACUUCUGCACCCCUCUCAGGCGCCCUCCCAAGGAGCUAGACGAGGCCCUCACGCUCUACUCCUCCUCACAGCCCUUCCCACUCUUCGGCAGCAUCUCACUCGCGCACCUAAUCGCAGAGGCAGUGAGUGGCAGCACGCACGUGCACAUAGUGGACUUCGGGUGCUUCCAGCCCAUCCACCUGCCCGUGCUCAUGGAGCUCCUCGCCUCGCGCCCCGGGGGCCCUCCUUCCUUGCGCCUCACGGGGAUGGACACGGCGAGCUUUAUUUGCGCGGGGAGGAAGGACUUCAAGAGGCUGCGGGCGAUGGAGGACGUGGGGAGGCGGCUGCGGGGCGUGGCGCGGCACCUGGGCGUGCCGUUUGAGUUUGAGAGUGUCAAUGUGGACGAGGACAAUCUGCAGCUGCUGUACCAGGCGCUGGUGGUGGUGUGCUUUCCUUUGGCCCAUACUGCCGCCGCCUGGAUGCUCUCCUCUCUUACCCUUUGCUGCCCACCCCCCUCCCCUGUCCCCCAGGUGAAGCAGCGGUGGAACGAGGCGCUGGUGGUGUUGUUCUUUCCCUUUGCCCAUACCGCCGCCCCCACAUGCCCUCCUCUCCAACGCUCUCCUCCCCCUCCACCCCUCUUCUCCCCUCCACCUGCAGGUGAAGCGGUGGUGGCACGAGGCGCUAGUGACCCUGGUGGUGGUGUGCUUCCUGGAGCUGCUGCUGCUGCCCGACUCCCCCAACGGCCCUCGCCACUGCGUACUCAGGGUCAGUCAACCCUCACACCCUCUCGUGCUGCGUGCGGCGGUCGACCGACUUACAUGGACCCUCUCACCUGCGUGCUGCUCAUCCCACCCCUUGCCUUGCCACGUCCUUCAUUCAACCCCUCCUUUCUGUCCCCCCCACUUGCUGUUCCACCAACCGCUUGUUCCAUCCCCACUUCAUCUCUCCCCAUUCUCUCCGCCACCCCUAACUCACAUCUCCCCGUCGUCAUCCCCCCUUCCCAUCGCUCCCCACCCCAUCCCUCCUCAUCCCUCCCCAUCUCCCCCCCACCUUCCCCCCUCUCGUCCCCCCACUUCCCAGUGGAUCCAUGA